UCUCUUUCUUCCUCCUUCAAAUUUCAACUUUCUCUCUUUCAACGACAUCAAUGGCGAAUUCAGAGUCCUCACAAGUAAACGAAGAAGAAGACAACAACCAAAGAAUCUCAACACUCCAUCACCAAACGAUGCCUUCCGAGUUAACUCAAGACGAAUUCACCUCACUCUCCCAAUCAAUCGCCGAGUUCCACACAUACCAACUCGGUCACGGCCGUUGCUCAUCUCUCUUAGCUCAACGAAUCCACGCGCCGCCGGAAACAGUCUGGUCCGUCGUGAGAAGAUUCGACAGACCACAGAUUUACAAACACUUCAUCAAAAGCUGUUACGUCAACGAAGGUUUCGAGAUGCGAGUGGGAUGCACGCGCGACGUGAACGUGAUAAGUGGAUUACCGGCGAAUACAUCGAGAGAGAGAUUAGAUCUGUUGGACGAUGAUCGGAGAGUGACUGGGUUUAGUAUCACCGGUGGUGAACAUAGGCUGAGGAAUUAUAAAUCGGUGACGACGGUUCAUAGAUUUGAGAAAGAAGAUCGGAUCUGGACCGUUGUUUUGGAAUCGUACGUUGUUGAUGUACCGGAAGGUAAUUCGGAGGAAGAUACGAGAUUGUUUGCAGAUACGGUUAUUAGAUUGAAUCUUCAGAAACUUGCGUCGAUCACUGAAGCUAUGAAUCGGAACAACAACUAUAACGCCGGUGACGGAGGAAGAAACUCUUCUUCUUCUCAGGUGAAGUAAAAAGAAAAAAACAGUUGGGGG
Messenger RNA from Arabidopsis arenosa, 749 nucleotides. Lineage: Eukaryota; Viridiplantae; Streptophyta; Magnoliopsida; Brassicales; Brassicaceae. The record is from the annotation of a GenBank genome assembly.